Messenger RNA from Dibothriocephalus latus, 870 nucleotides. The record is from the annotation of a GenBank genome assembly. Lineage: Eukaryota; Metazoa; Platyhelminthes; Cestoda; Diphyllobothriidea; Diphyllobothriidae.
AUGAACCAGCUAAAAAAGUUUGGAGGUAUUGGGACUUACGGACUUGGACUUCUAGGGGGUCUUGGCUUAGCUGCUUUUGGAAUCCAACAGUCUUUGUUCACAGUCGAUGGCGGUCAUCGAGGUAUUAUGUUUAGUCGAAUCGGAGGUGUGAAGCCGGACAUAUACCCCGAAGGUCUUCAUUUAAGAAUUCCCUGGUUCCAGUAUCCCAUCAUUUAUGACAUCCGGUCUAGGCCGCACAAGAUUACCUCUCCGACUGGCAGCAAAGAUCUGCAGACCAUUAACCUAACACUUCGAGUGCUAUCUCGUCCUGAGGUGUCCAAGCUCCCAGAGAUCUAUCGAACCCUUGGAACAGAUUAUGACGACCGUGUUCUUCCCUCAAUUGUAAACGAGGUGCUUAAGGCUGUGGUUGCCAAAUUCAAUGCCAGUCAACUUAUCACUCAGCGUCAACAGGUCUCUCUUCUAAUCCGCAAACAACUGGUCGAUCGUGCCCGUGACUUCUACAUUGUCGUUGAUGACGUCUCCAUAACCGAUUUGACCUUCUCUCAAGUGUAUGCUUCCGCUGUCGAAUCAAAACAGAUUGCUCAACAAGAGGCACAAAGAGCUCAGUUCUUGGUCGAACGUGCAAAACAGGAGCGUCAACAGAAAAUUGUCAUGGCUGAUGGUGAAGCACAAGCAGCCAAAUUGAUUGGUGAUGCUUUACAGGCAAACCCCGGUUACUUAAAGCUAAGAAAGAUAAAGGCCGCCGCACAGAUUGCAAGGACGCUUUCGCAGUCAUCUAAUCGCGUCUUCCUCAAUGCGAACACUCUGCUCAUGAACCUGUCUGAUCCACAGUUCGAUGCCAGUUGCGAGAAAGUCAUCAAAAAGAAGUAA